Messenger RNA from Leishmania braziliensis MHOM/BR/75/M2904, 438 nucleotides. RefSeq lists its product as hypothetical. Lineage: Eukaryota; Euglenozoa; Kinetoplastea; Trypanosomatida; Trypanosomatidae. Bases 1 to 438 code for a protein of 145 amino acids. The record is from RefSeq and is a predicted model, not a curated record. The transcript has a single exon.
AUGUUGGUCCGCAGUAUCACCAAGUGCGUUGUCCCAUUAAUCAAGGCUACGUGCUACACAUGUUCCUACAUUUUUGAGCAUCCGCCCACCGCCAUGGGGCCCACCUCAAUACUGCCUCUUCACAACAAGUCCAUGCCUACACCACUUCUUAACCCAGAGCGACUGCAGGAGAUUAGCUGUGGUACUGGCCAGCCGGCCCAGCGUGGCCGCCGAAAGCCGCUCGUGUGGAAGCGCCGCAAGCCGUGGUUCGACCACCAGUGGUCGCUCGAUCUGCAACGCAUCAAAAAGGGCCCUGAAACGCCUCACUUCCCCGACGGUGUCCCGUUUACGCAGAUUCGCGCUUUCCAGUCGUUUGCAGGGCGUUCCUGGAAGAUCAACGCCGGCCGCCGACGCAAGAUCCGCUUGUCUCUCAAGCGUGGUCGCCGGAAGCUGCUGUAA